This is a messenger RNA of Salvia miltiorrhiza (redroot sage), 1393 nucleotides long. RefSeq lists its product as uncharacterized. The transcript is spliced from 11 exons. Lineage: Eukaryota; Viridiplantae; Streptophyta; Magnoliopsida; Lamiales; Lamiaceae. The record is from RefSeq and is a predicted model, not a curated record. Bases 668 to 1393 code for a protein of 241 amino acids.
CAUGAACCUCGGGUUGUCACAGUCAAAGGACAGGGUAAAGUCAUUCGUGAGUAUGCUGCCAUUGAUACAGAGCUGGAAACGUUUGUGGUGACAAUUUGGGAAACUUCUGUAUCCGAUGAGAUCUAUGCUAAAUUGGAACCUAUUUCGAAUAGGACACCGUUGCUGUUGUUGAAUUUUUCAGUCGUGCCAUAUUACGGAUUGAGUCUGACCACCAAUGCUCAGUCAAUUGUCUUGGAUAGCUCUGAGAAUGAAAUGCUAAUUGAACUAGAGAGAUGGAAGCAAGAGAAUGAAGGGGCCAUCAACAUGUUAGUACAAACUGGUGGUUUUUUUGAAAAGAAAGUGUUGCGCUCACCUAAGCAACCCCUGCAGAUUACUAAAGUGGAACAAAUGUUGCAGAAUCAAGAGAAUACAUACUUUAAUGUAAAAGUUAAAGCAAGAUUGGAAAAUGAAUACCAAGACUACUUUUACAUUGGUUGUCCAAUAUGUUCCACAAAGACAGUUGCCUCAUAUGGUACAGAGUUCAUGUGUUACUCAACUCCAUGCAAGAAUAUGAGAAUAGCCAAUCGGAGGUGCUAAUCGAUCAAUACCUCUUUUCUUAGUUUGUAUUGAUUUGUACAAGUGUGUAUAUUAGAACACUUGAUUUUACUACAGCUUCAGAUUUAGUCUCAUGGUCUUUGAUGUGUCUGGACAAGUGGAAGUCACUUUUUUGGGAAAAGAAGCUCAGAAACUUCUUGGCCUAGAUCCUUCUGAGUUUUAUGAAAAACAAAAUCAAGGACCCAUAACGCAGAUGGAUUUUCUUAGGCAACGCCUAUGCAAUAUUGUCUUACUCUUAAAGAUAAAAAGUCGAAUAUUUAAAGAUGUUUGUACUUUCACUGCGGAUGCUAUUGAGAUUUUACAAGAUGAUGGUGCAAUACCAUCUGAGAAAAUUAGCAUUGAACCUGAAGUUCAUCUGGAGCAAGGGCUGCUAAAAAGUGCGACGAGACAAUUGGUUUUUCAUGAUUCAUUAGAUAAUGAUAAAGUCAUUCGAGCAAAGAUUGCUGCCAAAGCUAAAGGCAAGGGGAAAGUGUCCCAAGAAAGCCAUAUUGAACAUAUCAAAGGUGAAAAUGAUUAUGAUAUGCUACUCUUGCUUGAAAGGAUAAUAAUUAUAAUUUUGCAACAACAGAUACAAUUGGAAGCUCAUUUAAAGAUAGUAUUUCUUCUGAUGAUGAUAAACCAAUAUCAGGUAACAUUGGGAAAAUCAAAAGAAGAUUUGUUAGCAAAAGGAAAAAAAAAUGAUAAUGAUGGCUUAGUGAAAAUGAGGAUUCUUUUGACCACUUUGAACAAAUAUGAUGUUGAUACACCUGAGAAUUUUGAUGAUGCACAUUUGGAUAUGCCUCUAUCAGGUAAUAGUUAG